AUGGAGACACCAGGGUUUCAAGAAGUCAUUGUCGUCGGUGCUGGGCCCGCUGGACUUUUGCUCUCUCUUCUACUGGCAAAGAAGGGUAUCUCUGUACAGACCUUGGACGCCGCCGACACGCUCGACUCGCGGCCUCGUGCUACGCACUAUGGCCCACCAGCGAUACACGAACUUAUUCGUGCAGGUGUUAUUGAUGACGUGCGAAAGCAAGGCUUCCUCCCACGGAAAGUGUGUUGGAGAAAACUAGACGGAACAUACCUUGCUGGCCUUGACGCAAGCGAUCUGAAGGGUGACGAUGACAUGCUCACCUGUCUUCCACUCGAUAAAUUGGGUAGAGUGCUCAGUGAUCAUCUCAAGGCACAGCCGACGUCAAGUCUUAAGUGGCAACACAAAGUCACCAGCAUCGGUCAGGAUGCAGACAAGGCUUGGGUGCUCGUGGAGACACCAGAAGGGCCAAAGAGAUUGGAAGCAGAUUAUAUUGUUGGAUGCGAUGGUGCCAACAGUCAGAUACGUCGCUCGUUGUUUGGCGAUUUGAACUUUCCAGGCAAAACAUGGGAUGAGCAGAUUGUUGCGACAAAUACAUACUACGACUUUGAGAAGUACGGCUACGAAGAUUCCAACUUUAUCAUACACCCUGAGCACUGGCACAUGGCUGCACGUAUCAGCAACGACGGCCUAUGGCGAGUCUCGUAUGGAGAAAUUCCAGGAUUGUCCCGUGACGAAAUUCUCGCCCGUCAACCUACAAAGUUCGAGCAAAUGUUGCCAGGACAUCCAAAACCGAACGAGUACAAGUUGGCAAGCAUUAACCCCUACAGGGUGCACCAGCGCCUAGCUGAGAAAAUGCGUGUGGGGCGAUUUUUGCUCGCUGCAGAUGCCGCUCACUUAUGUAACCCAUUUGGUGGACUUGGACUCACAGGCGGAAUUGUAGACGUCGGUGGGUUAUAUGAUUGCCUUGUUGGCAUACACGAGUGCAAAGCCGACCCGUCAAUUCUUGACAAGUACUCUAAUAUCCGCAGCCAAAAAUACAAGGAAAUGAUUGAUCCAAUUUCCAGCGAGAACAUUCGUCGACUAUUUGAUCAAGAUCCUGAUAAAGCAUUGGAGAAUGAUGAGUUUCUGAAGCUUUGUAAGAGAACUGCGACAGAUUCGGAGCUUUCCCGAACGGUUCAAAGGGGAGUUAAUGCUCUCAUGCAUGAUUUUACGAAAGAGUACAAUGUGGUCAAUGGCGUGGCUCAGCAUUAA
This is a messenger RNA of Pseudogymnoascus verrucosus, 1239 nucleotides long. RefSeq lists its product as uncharacterized. The record is from RefSeq and is a predicted model, not a curated record. Gene Ontology annotation, molecular function: FAD binding; oxidoreductase activity. The transcript has 5 exons. Gene Ontology annotation, cellular component: mitochondrion. The coding region runs from base 1 to 1239 and encodes 412 amino acids. Lineage: Eukaryota; Fungi; Ascomycota; Leotiomycetes; Thelebolales; Thelebolaceae. Gene Ontology annotation, biological process: ubiquinone biosynthetic process.